AUGUCGUUUUUAAGGUACGUUGUUUUUGUUUCCUUUCCGAAAUCGAGAUCAUACUCUCACAGUCUGCAACAUUUCCACGAUAACAUUGAUGUUGUUUCCUCGUUCAAUGAAAUGCUCCAUAAGGAUCCCACUCCUCCCGCCAUUGAAUUUGGCAAGAUUUUAGGUUCUCUUAUGAAAGCCAAACAUUACCCCACUGUUGUUUCCCUUUCCCAAAAAAUGGAGCUAAACAGAGUUGCUCCUGAUUUUGUAACUCACAAUAUCCUCAUCAAUUCUCUCUCACAAUUGGGUCAUAUUACUUUUGCUUUUUCUGUAUUCGCAAAGAUUCUCAAAAGGGGUUAUCGCCCGGAUUGCUUUACCUUCAAUACAUUCAUCAGGGGUCUCUGUCUCAAAGGUCAGCUCCAUAAUGCAUUGCAAUUUCAUGACAAGGUUGUAGCUCAGGGAUUUCGGUUGGACCAAGUUUGUUACGGGACAUUGAUCAAUGGUUUAUGCAAAGCGGGUGAAACAACCGCAGCACUACGAUUGCUGAGACGAGUUGAUGGGAGAUUGGUUCAGCUUGAUGCGGUAAUGUACAAUACAAUCAUUGAUAGUAUGUGCAGAGAUAAACUUGUUAAUGAUGCAUGUGAUUUAUAUUCUAAAAUGGUUGCUAAGAAAAUUUCUCCCAGUGUUUUCACUUACAAUGCUUUAAUUAGUGGCUUUUGCGUUGUUGAUAAUUUGAAAGAAGCAAUUCAUUUGCUUAAUAGAAUGGCAUCGGGAAACGUCUAUCCGAAUGUGUAUACCUUUAGUAUAUUGGUUGAUGCUUUUUGUAAGGAGGGAAAGGUGAAAGAAGCACGAAAUGUGUUAGCUAUGAUGAUUAAAAAAGACGUUCAACUUAAUGUUGUUAUUUAUACUUCUUUAAUGGUUGGAUAUUGUCUUGUAAAUGAAGUGAAUAAGGCCAAUGAUAUACUCAACAUUAUGUCCGAAAGGGGAGUGACUGCUAAUGUUUGGAGCUACACUACCAUGAUCGAUGGAUUUUGUAAGGCUAAAAUGGUGGAUGAAGUUAUAAGUCUUUUAAAAGAAAUGCAUUGUAGAAAUAUCAUUCCUAAUACAAUAACUUAUAAUUCCCUUAUUGAUGGCUUGUGCAAAUUAGGGAGAAUCCCAUAUGCUUUGGAGCUUGUUGAUGAGAUGUAUGAUAGAGGUCAACUACCUAAUAUAAUUACGUACAACUCUAUAUUGGAUGCUUUAUGCAAAAAACGUCAAGUUGAUAAGGCAAUUGCACUGUCAAGAACAUUUAAAGAUAUGGGUAUUCAACCAGACAUGUACACAUAUAAUAUUCUUAUCGGUGGAUUGUGUAAAGUUGGAAGACUAGAGGAUGCACAAAAGGUUUUUGAAGAUCUUUUGGUCAAAGGCUACACUCUUAAUGUCUAUACAUAUACUUUUAUGAUCCAUGGACUCUGUAAGAAAGGCUUGUUCGAUGAAGCAUUGGCCAUGCUGUCGAAAAUGGAAGACAAUAGUUGCACUCCUGACGCCGUUACUUAUGAAAUAAUUAUCUGUUCCCUUUUUGAUAAAGAUGAAAAUGAUAAGGCGGAGAAACUUCUUCGUGAAAUGAUUGUAAGAGGUUUAUUGUAAGACUGGAACUAGAGGUGGGCUGCUUCAACCCAUUUGUCAGAAGGUAAGAGCUAUUGAUCAACAGAGGACUUGCAGAGG
This is a messenger RNA of Vicia villosa (hairy vetch), 1683 nucleotides long. Its product is annotated as putative pentatricopeptide repeat-containing protein At1g12700, mitochondrial. The transcript has 2 exons. Bases 1 to 1605 code for a protein of 534 amino acids. Gene Ontology annotation, molecular function: protein binding. The record is from RefSeq and is a predicted model, not a curated record. NCBI's taxonomy places the organism in Eukaryota, Viridiplantae, Streptophyta, Magnoliopsida, Fabales, Fabaceae.